CCAACGUGUAUCGAGCAAUGUGUGUCGUGAUAUGAGGCGCAAUUCGUAGCCAAUCGCAUACGUUACCAUUCGCACGUGAAUAGCUUUCCAAGCAUUCCACGCCGACACAAGUUCAAUGGGUCACUGGCGGCUAGCGGAGGGGCGAACGAGCGGAGGGGCGGAGGAGGACGGCGGACGGCGGACUGUGUCGUGGCCACCAGCGACUGAGGUAUGAGGAUCUGCUGCGUCUACCAUCUGCCAGAUUCUCUCACCGCACACGUCAACUUGACCUUCCUUUCGCAUCCCGCGUCCCGCUACUCUUCAUCAUUCUACAUCUCUUCUCCCAUUCUUCAACCAUAACGCCCAUUUCUUCAACCAGAACGUAUCUCAGCUCGAACACCCAUACUCAUGGAUGUCUCCCAUGAUACGGCCCUUGCCAUCAUGCACACCACUCUGAACAGUACCUUAUCGGUCACCAAGCAUGUGCAUGUCACCCCCUCCGACCCUAGAUUCGUUUGGUACAUUCUUACCGCCGUUGCCCUUGUGCUCCUCGGAGGCAUCUUUUCUGGCUUGACGCUUGGGCUCAUGGGUCUCGACACGAUCAACUUGCAGGUAUUGAGUCAAGUGGGGACGCUCGAGGAGCAGGAACAGGCCCCCCGCGUCCUUAACCUCCUCAAGAUAGGGCGGCAUCUUGUUCUCGUCGUGCUUCUUCUUUGCAACACACUCAUCAACACGUCACUCCCCGUUUUUCUUGACAGCGUGAUUGGGGGUGGAUGGAUUGCAAUCUUAGGUGCAACUGCACUCGAGCUCAUCUUUGGCGAAGUCAUUCCGCAGGCCAUUUGCAACAAAUAUGGACUCACCAUCGGAGCGUCUUUUGCCCCCUUCGUCCGCGGACUCGUCUUCCUUCUAUACCCAAUCGCCAAGCCGAUGGCCAUGAUUCUCGAUUGCCUAUUUGGCAAGCACGACGAGGGCGUACGAUACCGUAAGGCGGAACUCAAGGCUUUCGUCUCUCUCGGUGUCGAAGACAAACUUGCGGAUGAUGAGUUACUGCUCCUAGGUAACGUGCUCGAGUUUUCGGGAAAGACAGUGGGCACAAUAAUGAUUUUGCGGAAAGGACACACUCGUAUUCCUGUUUUUGAGGCAGCCCGACCGGGAUUAUUUAUUGGGGUCUUGCUUCUCCGGGCGCUCGUUGGGUAUGACCUUGUUGAGAAAAGGACGGUGCGCUCCCUCACUACGCAGGCAUUGCCGCAAUGCCCACCCGAUCUUUCCCUUGUGGAAGCCAUGAACUAUUUCCAGACCGGAGUGAGCCACAUUCUGUUGAUUUCGACACACCCCGGCGAGUCAAGGGGAGCACUGGGCAUCGUGACCCUCGAAGACAUUGUGGAGGAACUGUUGGGCAGGGAGAUUAUUGUGCGUGAUCCGCGCAAUGGAGCCGAGUUGUGGUCGCAGGGUACUAAUGCCAAGGACGAGACCGAUCGCUUUGUCGACAUGCAAAGCCGCAUCCCCGUCAUUCGCCCACGCUUCCCGAUUGAUCACUCUGGCGUUCGGCGUAUCUUUGAGGGUCGAUUCAAUCGCAGACGCGCAUUCGUGCUGGCAUCAUCAGUGCCUGCGGGGUACCAUACCUCCGCAGUUGAGUUCAGCGAGACUGCGGCGACUACAAAUACUUCUGGCCCCGUUCGUCCCGUUCCCCCUUGAUUGAAGCCUCAUGCGAGCCGAGUUGCGGGCGCCCGCAGGCUGCUCUUGCUUCCAGCGUCCCUUGUCUAAAACGGCACAUCAUGGCCGAUUAUCUGAGUGGCUGAGUGGCAGAAAUGGCUACUUAGAUAUCGAUCUUUGAUAUCGCUGAAUCGCUGGAACACUCAUUAGCGCUGCGUGAUCGUCUUGCACGUGGGAGUUGCCAGUGGGUCGCCGAGCAUACAGUCAUGACGAUCAUCACGCACCGGCAGCUCGUGUAUACGAAUACGCGCUCAUAGUGGGUUAGCGCACCGCACCGCAGCAGUAGCAGUAGGAAAUCGGCCAGUGGCCAGUGGGGCGAGUGUGGCUCGUGG
Messenger RNA from Cutaneotrichosporon oleaginosum, 2024 nucleotides. The record is from RefSeq and is a predicted model, not a curated record. NCBI's taxonomy places the organism in Eukaryota, Fungi, Basidiomycota, Tremellomycetes, Trichosporonales, Trichosporonaceae.